AUGCCACUUCCGCGUUCAAUUAAAGACGUUGUAGAAAACGAGAGUGAAUAUGGUAAUUUAUUUUCUAAAGAAGAUCCAGAAAAAUUAUUUAUUGAUUUACGAGAAAUUGGUCAUGGAAAUUUUGGAGCUGUUUAUUAUGGUCGAAAUUCGGAAACAAAUGAAAUUGUUGCUAUUAAAAAAAUGUCAGCUGGAAAAAAACAAAAUGUUGAAACAUGGCAAGAUAUUUUAAAUGAAAUUCGUUUUUUACGUGAACUAAAUCAUCGUCAUUGUAUAGCUUAUCGUGGAUGUUAUUUAAAAGAAUACACAACAUGGCUUGUUAUGGAAUAUUGUCUUGGCUCAGCAGCAGAUCUUAUUGAAGUUCAUAAAAAACCUUUAACUGAAGGGGAAAUAGCUACAAUUGUAUGUGAUACAUUAUCUGCACUUGAUUAUCUUCACUCAAUGCAUCGAAUACAUCGUGAUAUAAAAGCAGGAAAUAUUUUAUUAACUGAAGAUGCUAUUGUCAAAUUAGCUGAUUUUGGUUCUGCUUCAUUUACAAGUCCAGCAAAUAGUUUUGUCGGUACACCUUAUUGGAUAGCACCGGAAGUUAUAUUAGCUAUGGAAAAUGGUCAAUAUGAUGGAAAAGUUGAUAUAUGGUCACUUGGCAUAACUUGUAUUGAACUUGCUGAACGUAAACCACCAUUAUUUAAUAUGAAUCCAAUGUCAGCACUUUAUCAUAUAGCACAAAAUGAUCCACCAACAUUAAUGAUGAAAAAUGAAAAUCAACCAACGAAUCCUUCCUAUACAAAUGAUUUUAUUUCGUUUAUAGCAGUUUGUUUACAAAAAAAUCCAAAUAAUCGACCAACAGCUAAUGAACUUCGUGAAACAUCAUUUAUAAAAAGUAAUAGUAAUCGAGAAAUAUUAAUCGAUUUAAUUCGUCGUACACAAGAAGCUGUUAAAGAAUUUGAUAAUAUACGUUAUCGUCGAAUGAAAAAAGUUUUAAUGGAAAAUGAAGAACAAAAUACAUCAAAUACACAUAUUAGUCACACAAAUGAUUUUAUUAAUAUUGAUAUUGAUAGUUCAAGUAAUACACAAAAUGAUAUUUUAGAUGAUCCUACAUUAGAUGAUGAUGAUGAUACACAAAGUGUAGAUUUUCUAUCUCGAAGUAAUGGUAUGCAACCGAAUGAUGAUGAUGAAAGUUUAAAUUCAAGUCGUUCAAGUCUUCAACAACCACCAUCAGCUAUAUUUAAAGGUGUCGUUCUAACAAAACCCAUAUCAACAAUAUCUCAACCAAUAAAUAAUCCAAUUUAUGCAGGAAUGCCAGCUAAUAUUAAUAAUGUUAAUAGAUGUUUUUCAGGUGCUGAUACAACUUCAGCAUCAAAUAUUAAUCAAUCAUCAUCAUUACAAAGUAAUAAUAAUGAAUCAAAUGUACAAAUGAGAAAUAAUUCAAAAAUCUCUGAUCCUUCAUCAGCACGUCAUAAUCAUCAAUCUAUUAAUGAAUUUUCUACAAUAAAAACGUCACGUAUUGUUAUACGUGAACAACGUGAACAUGAUCAAGAUGAUCAACAACUUGAACAAUUCCGUGGUUAUAAACAAAUGAGACAUCAACAUCAAAAACAACUUAAACAGUUUGAAGAACGAUGCCGUAAUGAAAAAAUUGAAUUACGUUCAAAACUUGAACGUGAAUAUAAUUUAUUUCAAGAACAAGUUAAUUUAGAUAAUAAUCGUUUAUUAGAAAAACAUCGUAAAGAAUUAGCUGAUCGAGUUAAAUAUAAUCAAAAUAAUAUGAAAAACAUAGAACGUCAACAAGAUGAAGAUUUAGAAAAUGAACUUAAACGUUUUCAUCAAGAACAAACAAAACAAUAUAAAAUAAAAAAAGAUGAAUCUAAAAAACAAAUAUUAAGUACAACAAUAUUAACAAAAAAUGAAAAAGAAGAUGAAAUUCGUCGAUUAAAAGAUGAUUUACAAUUCAAAUUUCGUAAUGAUGAAGACAAAUUACGAACACAAUUAUCAAAUAAUUAUACAAUUAGACGAUUACAAACAAAACAACAAAAAUUAUUAUUAUUACAUACUCUUGAAAGAAAUUUAUUUGAAGAAAAAUGUACAAAAAGUAUGGACAUAAUUGUACAACGGCAUGGAUUACUUAAAAAACAUCAUGAACAAACAAAAGAAGUUGAACUUCGACAAUUAGCUAAUUUGCAUAAAAUGCGAAAUGAUUUUACUCAUAAACAACAUCAAACAGAAAUAAUGAAUUUUAAUGAAUAUAAUAAUCGUCGUCAAAAAGAAUUGAUUAAACGACACGCAUUAAAUCAAAAACAAUUUCCAAAAAAUAUUAAAAUCAAACAAGCUGAAAUAAAACGUCAAUAUAAAGAAGCAUAUAAUGCUCAGUCUCAACAAUAUAAAGCAUUAAAAGAAAAAAUACGUCAAGAUUAUCUUCAUGCAACAUCAAGUCAAUCACGUGAAGAACUUGAUUCAAAAUUAAAAACUAUUAAAGAUGAACAACGAAGAAAAUUUGAUAUGCUUUAUUUACGUUUUGAAGAAGCUGUACAAAAAAUGCUUGAUCAACAAAAUAUAAAACUUAAUUCUGAUCAAGAACGUGAACGUAAUUCAUUGAAAACAGUAGUUGAUGAAGAUCAGCGUACUUUACUUCAUUUACAAGAAGAAAGUUAUCGUCGAAUGGAACAACAACAUUCUGAUGAAAGACGACAAUUAGAACGAAAUAUUGAAGAUCGUUUAAGAAAACUUAAUGAACAGAUGCAACGUGAAUUAGCUGAAUAUAAUGAAGAUCGUACUCGACAAAUUUCAAUACUUGCAGAAAAACAACGAGCUGAAUUAUUACAAUUAGAAAAUGAAAUAACAAAAUUAGGUAUUAAUAUUGCUGAUUUAACUGACACAAUGCAAGAUAUACAUUUUUUUGCUGCUAAUACAGCUGUUCAAUUAUCUCCACAUGAUAAACAAAUGUUAAGUAGAAAUUCUCAAUAUAAUAAUCGUGCUUCAAUGAUCAGUUUACAACAUUCAAAUAGUUCAAAUUCCUUUAUUUCAAAUACAACGAAUGCUAAUGGAACAACAACAACAACACAUAAGUAA
Messenger RNA from Rotaria sp. Silwood2, 3063 nucleotides. Lineage: Eukaryota; Metazoa; Rotifera; Eurotatoria; Philodinida; Philodinidae. The record is from the annotation of a GenBank genome assembly.